This is a messenger RNA of Mixia osmundae IAM 14324, 1573 nucleotides long. Its product is annotated as glycoside hydrolase family 16 protein. The coding region runs from base 234 to 1322 and encodes 362 amino acids. Lineage: Eukaryota; Fungi; Basidiomycota; Mixiomycetes; Mixiales; Mixiaceae. The record is from RefSeq and is a predicted model, not a curated record. The transcript has a single exon. Gene Ontology annotation, biological process: glucan catabolic process.
UUCCACGCGACUUCGACCGUUUUGACUCGAUGACAUCGGCUCAUGAUCAGCUGAUCACCGGCCUGACAUGCAGCAGACAGCGUAUGCCUUGCCCGAUCAUCGAAAGACAGCUCUUCUGCGAGCACGACUUGGGCUUUCGCGACCCGCUGCGUCCAAUCGACGGAGCUUCGUGUGCUGACGCAACCAAGACAAGAUGAUCUCAUCACCAAGCAGCAGAACUUUCAUCAGUCGCCAUGCAUGGCGUUCUCAUCGCUUUGUCGCUGACGAGCGUGCAUGCAACACAGUACGCGCUCAAGGAUCGUAUCGUCGGUGCCCAGUUCUACGACCGUUUCGAUUGGUACACUGAAGACGAUCCGACCCACGGCGCUGUACGCUACGUUACACUCAACGAAUCAUUGCUGCGCAACAUGACAAGCGUAUACAAUGGCUCUUUCUAUCUCGGCGUCGACGCGCACCUCCAGCCAGCACUAGGCGAGAGGGCGAGCACACGGAUCAAGUCCAAAGCGAGCUAUUCCGAAGCCCUGAUCGUGCUCGACCUCCAACACAUGCCCGCCGGACCCGGUACAUGGCCCGCAUUCUGGACUUCGACGGCAAAUUACGAUUGGCCCUAUGGCGCAGAGAUUGAUAUCAUCGAGGGCACAAACGAUCAAGGGCCUGCUCUGAGCUCCUUACAUACCGGGCCCAAUUGUACCAUGCCGACAAGUGAUGAUGGCAUGACGGGCGAGCGCACGACUUACAUCGACUGCGACUCGACUUUUGUGCAGACAGGCUGCGGCGUCAGCAACACUAUGCCUGCACGAGUUUCCAACGCAGUCGAACGCGAUCUCAAAGACGUCUCUAGACCUGUAUAUACACUGGACGACAGGUCUGGAGAUCCGGCAACCAGAUAUUCGCUGUACAUGUCGUCGAGAAGGAAUAGGGAUCCAAGCUAUGGCCCGGAGUUCAAUGCAAGAGGUGGCGGCAUCUGGGCAAUGCAGCGCAGCCUGGAGAGCAUCAAGAUCUUCUACUGGCUACGCGAUGACCCUGCACUCCCUGCAAUCUUGCUCAGUCCUCACCGGACUACCCUCAUCGAUACGCUCAAUUGGAUACCAUCUGCUUACUUUCCCCUCGAUCAAUGUGAUCUAUCACAAUGGGGCGCACACGAGAUCAUCCUCAAUACCGAUCUCUGCGGCGAUCUCGCAAGCGAACCGUUCAGAAGCCUGAACAUUACCACCGACGACUGCCCGACGUACGUUCGCGAUCAUCCGGAAGCCUUACAGGAUGCAUACUGGUCUGUCAAUGCCCUCACGAUCUUCACACCACUCUUGAUUGCGAAACGAUAGGCAAUACAUCUGUAGCAUUCUAAUGCAGUACUGCAUGCCACUCAUGGUCAUCCUUGCUCGCUUCGAGCUUCGUCGAUGACGGAUCUCAACCGGCGAAAGGCUUCGUCUGCUUCUGCUUCGGUAGAGAGACUGAAGCUGACGCGUACAUAAGCCGUCUUGCCGCUGAGACCCAUAAAGCCUACGCCUGGCACGCAGAGGACACCCUUCUCGACUGCUUUCUCUCUGAUGAGGCUUUCACUAUCUCCGUCUGA